UGAAACGAGUAGCUUGAUCGAGCUCAACUAACUCAACACGACUUAUUGAACUCGCUAGCUAAUUUCUCUCUAUUUAAUUUCUCCAAAUAUUACAGGUGAAAAAUGGAUUAUAUAAAAGCUCCUUUCAAUGGUAUACGAAGCGAUGUAAGAGGAAGACUUGCAUGUUACAAGCAGGAUUGGGUGAAUGGUUUCAAACAUGGAAUUGGGAUACUUGGCCCCGCUGCCUCUAUCUUUUUUGCUUCGGCUCUUCCUGCUAUAGCCUUUGGGGAGCUGUUGAACAAGAAAACAGGGAGAAAAAACCUAAGUUCAGUGCAAACUUUAACUUCAGCAGCAAUUUGUGGGCUGAUACAGACAAUAUUUGGUGGACAACCACUUUUAAUACAAGGAGUUGCAGAACCAACUGUUCUUAUGUAUACUUUCUUGUAUAAUUAUGCUAAAAAAAGGGAUGAUCUUAACCCUUUAUUCUUGGCUUGGACAGCAUGGGUUUGUGUAUGGACAUCUCUUUUGUUGCUACUCAUGUCAAUAUUUAAUUUGUGCGCUAUCAUUGAUCGAAUCACAAGGAUAGCCGAAGAACUUAUCGAGAUGUUGAUUUCUGUUCUCUUCAUCCAAGAGGCUAUCAGGGGGAUUAUAAGCGAGUUUCAAGUUCCCAAGGGAAAGGACGACGAGUCAAACAAGGCAUAUAAUUUCGAGUGGCUGUACGCAAACGGAUUGCUAGCAAUCUUAUUCUCUCUAGGUUUUAUUUACACUGCCUUUAAAACUAGAAAAGCAAGGUCAUGGUUGUAUGGAACAGGUUUUAUAAGAAAUUUCAUAAAAAAUUUUGGGGUUCCUAUGAUGAUAUUAGUAUGGGCUGGGUUAUCAUAUGCUGUACCUAGCAAAGUUCCCUCUGGAAUUCCUAGAAGAUUAUUUAGUCCUCACCCUUGGGAUUCUUGGGAUACUUGGACUAUUGCCAGUGAGAUGGGGGAUGUGCCCACAAAAUACAUCUUUGGGGCAUUCAUACCAGGAUCAAUGGUAGCAAUUCUUUUCUUUUUCGAGCACAACGUCGCUUCGAAAAUGGCACAACAAAAGGAAUUCAAUCUUAAACACCCUUCUGCCUACCAUUAUGACCUCUUUCUACUUGGCUUGAUGACUUUGGUUUGUGGGUUGCUUGGACUUCCUCCUUCCUAUGCUCUUCUUCCUCAUUCUCCUAAGCACAUCAAGAGCCUCGCCGUCCUCAAAAGACAGUUUAUUCGAAGAAAGAUGAUCGAAAGUGCCAAAGAAAGCAUACAUAAAAAUGCAAGUAACUCUGAAAUUUAUGGCAAUAUGCAAGCUAUUUUCCUAGAAAUGGAGAGGAACAAAUCGAUAGAUAAAGUGGUUAAAGAGCUAGAAAACUUAAAAGAAGUAGUGAUGAAGGGAGAAAGUGAUGGGAAAACAACAUUUGAUCCUGAUAAGCACAUUGAGAACCACAUACCGGUACGAGUUAAUGAACAAAGAUUGAGCAAUCUAUUGCAAUCUCUUCUCCUUGGAGCUGCAGUUUUCGCGAUGCCUGCUCUCAAGCGAUUGCCAUCUUCGCUUCUUUGGGGGUACAUCGCGUACGUCGCUAUUGAUAGUCUCCCUGGAAACCAGUUCUGGGAUAGAAUCCGACUUAUCUUUGUUAAUAAAAGCAGAUUACACAGGAUUUUGGCUAGGAAUCAUGCUUCGUACGUGGAAACAGUGCCAUUUAGAUGGAUUUUGGCUUUUACACUGUUCCAAUUGACAUACUUGCUCAUUUGUUACGGCAUGACUUGGAUACCUUUAAUUGGAAUAAUCUUCCCCUUGCCUUUCGUUCUUCUUAUAAUCAUAAGGCAGCUUUUGUUACCCAAAAUUUUUGGGUCACACUACUUGCACGAACUCGAUUCUCAUGAGUAUGAAGAAAUCCUAGGCACUUCAAGGCGUAUACCCCUCUCUUUCAAGGAAGAUGUUAAUACCAAUGAAGCCAACAAUGGAAAUGAAGAAGAAGAAGAAGCAGAAGAUGAAAUUUCAGAUUCUGAAUUGUUAGAUGAGUUAACAACUCAUAGAGGGGAGAUAAAGAUUAGAAGUGUAAGCCUUCGGCGCUUUCGUAGCGAAAGAAGGGCUCCCAUUGCAAGUACAGAGAUGGACCCUAGAGCUGCAAGCUUGAGACAUGACUUCAAGAUCUUUCCAGAAAAUAUUGUAUAAAAAGCUAAGGAGUGCAAGACAAUGGAGAUACCCUUGGGCCUUGGCAAUGGAGUCAUAACCAAAGUUACAAUAAAUGUUAAACUUAGUUAACUCAUCAGUUGAAGUUGUCGAGAGGAAAAUGCAACGGUGACUCAGUUGAAGUUGUCAAGAGGAAAAUGCAACGGUGUUGCAACGGUGUUUUAAAGUAACAAUACACUCACCGAGUCACCGUCUCAUUUUGCUUGCUCUAUAGUCAGAAUUUCCAUUUUAUUGUCAUAGUUACUUGUAUUAUUUAUUUAGGAAAAUUUUUAUCUUCGUACGUAUUACUUUUUUCUCUUGAGUUGGGGCCCACUUUACCCCACUCAUUUUUCUUCUGUAUUUUUUUUUUUUUUUUUUUACUUUCAUAAAAUCUUAUACGGAGUACAAAUGACCAUGUAACAAGUAAAUUGAGAUGAAAGAAGUUGUAUAUAUGACUAAACAAAGUAUAUAUACAUACAAUUGGUGGUGAUGAUCUUUUCUUUUAUCACUUUAUGUAUAGGCUUGAUUGUAAUAAUUCCAAUAAAGAAACCCUACAAAGGGGCAGGUUUUUUCUUUCAAAUUCCUCACACGCCACACGGGAUUAGAAUUAAUUAAAAGGUGUUACCUUAGUUCAAAUUUAGUUUUGCAAUGGUUAGAAUCUAACUAUUGACAUGCCAAUGUUAGGCAAAAGAAUUAUACUAAUAUUAUCUGGCUCCUUUUUUUUUAUUAGGCAGUUAGGCUUAAUAAAAGCGUGAUUACUCUUUUUAUAUAUAUGAUUCAUUUUUAUGAUUUGGCUGAGUAGAUAAACACGAGUCAACAAAUACUGAAAGAUUGCUUA
This is a messenger RNA of Chenopodium quinoa (quinoa), 3007 nucleotides long. Its product is annotated as boron transporter 4-like. Lineage: Eukaryota; Viridiplantae; Streptophyta; Magnoliopsida; Caryophyllales; Amaranthaceae. Bases 103 to 2172 code for a protein of 689 amino acids. The record is from RefSeq and is a predicted model, not a curated record. Gene Ontology annotation, cellular component: plasma membrane. Gene Ontology annotation, biological process: transmembrane transport; monoatomic ion homeostasis; monoatomic anion transport. Gene Ontology annotation, molecular function: solute:inorganic anion antiporter activity. The transcript has 12 exons.